This is a messenger RNA of Verticillium alfalfae VaMs.102, 1302 nucleotides long. RefSeq names its product phosphoserine aminotransferase. The record is from RefSeq and is a predicted model, not a curated record. Gene Ontology annotation, cellular component: cytoplasm. NCBI's taxonomy places the organism in Eukaryota, Fungi, Ascomycota, Sordariomycetes, Glomerellales, Plectosphaerellaceae. The coding region runs from base 1 to 1302 and encodes 433 amino acids. The transcript is spliced from 2 exons. Gene Ontology annotation, molecular function: pyridoxal phosphate binding; O-phospho-L-serine:2-oxoglutarate transaminase activity. Gene Ontology annotation, biological process: L-serine biosynthetic process.
AUGCCGACUCGCGAGGAAAUCACUUACUUCGGUGCCGGCCCGGCCCUCCUUCCCACCGACGUUCUCGAGACCGCAGCCCAGGCCCUCAUCGAUUACAAGGGCACCGGCCUCGGCAUUGCCGAGCACUCUCACCGCAGCGAGCUCGCGACCAACAUCAUCAACGAGGCCAAGGCCGACCUGGCCACGUACCUCGAUAUCCCCACCGACGAGUAUGAGAUUCUCUUCAUGCAGGGCGGCGGCUCUGGCGAGUUCUCUGCCACCAUCUACAACCUCGUUGGUGUCUGGGUCACCCGCCAGAAGCAAGCGCUGCUGAAGGAGUGGGGUGUUGCCGACGACAAGGACGCCGCGGUCCACGAGAAGCUCGUGGCCGAGCUUCGCAAGCGAGUCGAGGAGAAGCUGAAGCUCGACUACAUUAUCACAGGUGGUUGGAGCCAGAAGGCCCAUGGUGAGGCCGUCCGACUUUUGGGGCCUGACAAUGUCAACGUUGUGGCCGACGCCCGCAAGAUCAACGAUGGCAAGUUUGGCAAGAUCCCUGACGAGAAGGACUGGAAGCUCUCCAAGGAUGCCGCCAUGGUCUACUACUGUGACAAUGAAACGGUCGACGGUGUCGAGUUCCCCCAAUUCCCUGCCUCGCUGGCCCCUACGGCUGACGGCGAGGGCCCCAUUGUGAUUGCCGACAUGAGCUCCAACAUCCUGUCGAGACGGAUUCCCGUGAGGAAUUUCUCUGCUAUCUUCUUCGGUGCUCAGAAGAACCUUGGUUGCACUGGUGUCACCGUUUGCGCCAUCAAGAAGUCUCUGCUGCCGCCCACAACCCCUCAGCCCGACGCCGCUCUGCUGCGCAAGCUCGGCCUGCCGAUCGGUCCUAUUGUUCUCUCAUAUGAGAUUAUUGCCAAAAACAACAGUCUCUACAACACGCUCAGCAUCUUCGACGUUUACAUCGCCGGCCAAGUCCUGAAGAAGCUCCUCGCUACGUUCCCUGACAAGGUCGAUGGCCAACAGGCGAUCGCUGAGAAGAAGGCGGCACUCAUCUACGGUGCGCUUGAGGCGUAUCCUGACGUCUACAAGAUUGUGCCCGACGCCUCGGUCCGUUCGCGCAUGAACAUCUGCUUCCGCGUGGCACGCGGCGGCGACAUUGAUGCCGCGGAGAAGGCCUUCCUUAAGGAGUCCACGGCUGAGGGCCUCACCGGACUCAAGGGGCACCGCAGCGUCGGAGGCAUUCGCGCAAGCAACUACAACUCGAUUCCCCUGGAAGGUGCGGAGAAGCUGGCCGCGUUUGUCAAGAAGUUUGCCGAGGCAAAGUGA